Papaver somniferum (opium poppy) is the source of this 1103-nucleotide messenger RNA. RefSeq lists its product as uncharacterized. The transcript is spliced from 2 exons. The coding region runs from base 175 to 816 and encodes 213 amino acids. The record is from RefSeq and is a predicted model, not a curated record. Lineage: Eukaryota; Viridiplantae; Streptophyta; Magnoliopsida; Ranunculales; Papaveraceae.
GAAUCUUCUCGGAAUGUGUCUUCCCUGACACUGCACCACCACUACUUCCCACGACACAAUUAUAAAUGUCUUUAAAGGUCUACAGUUGAGUGAUAUUUAAGAGGAGGACACAACCACCCUAAAGCUAUCAAAUAUCCCAUUCUCUGAAGUUGGAAACAGACCUAGUUUACAAAAAUGGCUUCUUUCAGUUCUAGUUCAGUUUGCGUUGCUGCAUUUCUCCUGCUUUCGAUCGUUCUGGUCUCAGCUUCAACACACCAGAAAACUGUCAUCUCCUAUGUUUUGCCUUCAUCAGCGGUGGGAGCUGGCGAGUGUGGUCAACCUGGGGACUCAUCAACUGAAACUACAAUCAUCUCCUCGAAUUGUGCGGAUUGUACAAACUGGUGUAAUGAAGAAUGUGCUGAUACAAACAGUGAUGUGGUCGAAAACAAGUGCGCAAUAGGUGAAUCAAAAUAUGCAAGACGCUGCAAGUGUUGCUGCCGUGAAAAAGCCGCACCUCCGCCCAGUCCGGCCGAUCAGUGCCGUCAACAAGGUGAUACACCCAAGGAUACUACAAGGCCCACCGCAAACUGUGGCGAAUGUACAACCUGGUGUAAACAACAAUGUUCAGCUAUGGGCGCUAGUGUGGUUGAUGACAAGUGCUCAAUACCAGGUCAAUCUGCUUGGCUCAGGAAAUGCGACUGUUGUUGCCGUGACAACUCUAAACCCCCACCUCAACCAAGUUGCGGUUGUGCUCCAGAUGUAACGUUGACCACACCGGGUUCCAAGCCAUGCAAUUACAAGCUAGUAUCUUCAUUGUCGUCCUCAUCAUCAUCAUAGAUAUCAAUGUAACAUGGUUGGAAUUAACGAUCGUUGAUUGGUUUAUGUUUUGAUUUGUUUCUGUUGUUAACGUCGAAGUUUUUGAUUUGAUUUGUUUUUAUGUUUGAGUUCCAACUUAUUUGAAUAAUUGAAUUGGUUUUUGCAUUUAACGAUUGAAUCAGUUGUCUUACUGUUAGCAGGCAUCACGGUCUUUACUUUUCUAAAGGUUAUGAAAUCUAUUGUAAUCUUUGUUUAAGUGUUUGGAAUUAAUGAUGAGGAAACACACAAGAAAUGACACAAUUAUUUUC